CGGACUCAGCAUGAGCGCGCUGCCGAGCGGGCAGCAGCUUGACGCGGGGAGCAGCGCAGCGGAGGGCGGCGGCGGCUAGAGCCGGCGGAGGACACAUGGGGACGGAGAGCGACUGCGAGAGCAUGCUGCACCUGGCGGCCGAGGCGUUCCGGGCCAGGAACUUCGACCUGGCGGCGGAUAUUUACGAGUGUCAGCUGGCGGGCGCCGGGGACCCGGGCACCCGGCUGGAGCUCAUGGUGAAGCGGGCGGACGCGCUCGCCUUCGGGGGGAAAUUCCCCGAGGCUUUCGGCGAGUACCGGCGAGCCUCGGAGAUCGAGCGGCUGAGCCCGGCCCACCUGGAGAAGCUGGUGGAGUACCUGGCGGGCAGCGUGGCGGGCAGGGGGGCGGCGGCGGGCCCCGCCGCGGGGGCGGGGAGCCCGGCGGGCUGCGGCGGCUACGAGGACCUGUUCUCGUGCCGGGUCUGCCUGGGCUUCCUGUUCGAGCCCGUCACGCUGCCCUGCGGACACUGCUUCUGCCGCCGCUGCCUGGAGCGGGAGCGGCCGGCCGCGUGCCGGGAGUGCGGGGCGGGCUGCGGGCCGCCGGACGCGCACGGCUACCGGGUGAACGUGGUGCUCGGCAGCCUGCUGGCCAAGUGGUUCCCGGGCCUGCACCGGGCCGGCCGGCUGCGGCGGGAGGGCAACGGGCUGUACGCCGAGAAGAGGCUGGACGCCGCGCUGGACAAGUACAACCAGGCCAUCCUGAUAGCUCCCAUGGACCACAUCCUGUUCAGUAACCGGUCCCAGAUCCACUGCAGCCUGCGGCAGUACGACAAGGCCCUGAGGGACGCCGAGGCGUCCUGCUGCCUCAUGCCCCUCUGGUCUAAGGGUCACGUCCGAAGGGCGCAGGCGCUGGCGUCCCUGGGCCGGACGGAGGAGGCGCUGAGGGAGUACCUGCUCUGCCUGUCCAUGGAGCCGGACUGCCGCCUGGCCAGAGCCGAGGCCCACAAGCUCCUCGGCGACCUGCUGGCUCCGGUCUCAGACCGGGUCCCCGACCACAUCUCCGGCUGCUCCAGCAUCCUGUCUUCCAGAGCGCACGUCAAAGCCGGCCUGUGCGCCCCGCUGCAGAGCCAGGCUCACGGGUCCAUCGAGCUCAGCCUGGUCUUCGCCCUGCCGGCGCCCCAGAGGGCGGAGGUCAGAGGUCAGGCCCGGGCGGAGGCGGAGCGCGGCCUGCUGCUCAAACGCAAACGCAGGAGCGCCGAGGAGGAGCAGGACCAGCAGGAGAGCAGGGCGCACGGCCACAAGAGGGCCAAGUGUGAGGCGAGCAGGACUUCGGGCGGAGACCAGCUGGACCCGUCAGACCUGGAGUGUUCUCUGUGCAUGAGGCUGUUCUACGAGCCGGUGACCACGCCCUGCGGACACACCUUCUGCCUGCAGUGUCUGGAGCGCUGCCUGGACCACAACCCCAAGUGUCCGCUCUGCAAGGAGGAGCUGUCCGAGUACCUGGUGCAGCGGCGGUACUGUAAGACGGUGUUGGUGGAGAAGCUGAUUUCCAAGUAUCUUCCCUCGGAGCUGACGGAGCGGACCAGGAUCCACCAGGAGGAGCUGGCCGAGCUCUCCAAUCUCAAUAAGAACGUGCCUAUCUUCGUGUGCACCAUGGCCUUCCCCACCGUGCCGUGCCCCCUCCACAUCUUCGAGCCCUGCUACCGGCUGAUGGUCCGCCGCUGCAUGGAGACGGGGACCAAGUGCUUCGGCAUGUGUCUGGGGGACGAGCUCAAAGGGUUCGCCGACUACGGCUGCCUGCUGGAGAUCCGCGACGUGAAGUUCUUCUCCGACGGGCGCUCGGUGGCCGACACCAUCGGCAGGCGGAGGUUCAGGGUGGUGCAGCACAGCGAGCGGGACGGCUACAACACGGCCGACAUCGAGUACCUGGAGGACGAGAAGGUGGAAGGCGCGGCGGAGCGGGAGCUGCAGUCGCUGCACGACGCCGUCUACGACCAGGCUCUGGUCUGGGUCGACUCCCUGAAGGCCGAGCAGAAGGAGCGCAUCGAGGGACACUUCGGACCAAUGCCUGAGAAAGAACUCGAACUGCAGGCCAGCCCCAACGGCCCGUCGUGGUGCUGGUGGCUCCUCGCCGUCCUCCCCCUGGAGGGCCGCGCCCAGCUGCCCUUCCUGGCCCUCACCUCCCUGAAGGACCGACUCAGCGGCAUCCGCAAGGUGCUGCUGUUCAUGGCUCAGAGCCGGCAUCGGUGACCAGCCCCCCCCCGCCCCCCCCCCGAUGGCAGCAGUUGACCUGCCGCUCUCCAGCGUUCUCGUAGCACGGAUGUUUUCAUCCACACGCCCCCAACAGGAGGAACUCCGCCGCUUCGUAACCGUUUCCCGACGCCUGGAGUCGUCGAGCUUCCUCGCUCUCCUGCUCUUCCUGCACGGCGCUGUGACUGCUGGGAACUCCCUCAGAGACCAGGCGUCUCCAGACGCACGUAGCAAAACCUGCUCAGUCCAGACCGGUGGAGCAGGUCAGGAAUACAGAUCCUCAAAAAAGGAUUUAUUUUGCCCUGAAUGAAACACGAGAGGGGGUCAGGGGAAUGCCUUUUCCCAGCUCCAUUUUCCUUUAUGAGGCAAAUUCACCAUAAAAAAAAAAAAAGUGGAUUAAAUAAUCGAUUAUCCUCCCACACGCUGAAACCUGCUGCUCCAAACUGUAUCCUGCAAUAAUUCUGUCAGAUGUUCUGUCUUCCUGUUUCUCCUCCAUUUCCCCUGAGAGACAAUGGACUGAUGGACUGAACCUCGACAUUUAAAGCUCCUGUCCAGAUGUUCUUUUUUUCAUCCGAUUACUGCUUUUUUAAAAAAAUGUUUUGGAUGUUUUUUUUUUUUCUCCUUUUUAUUUAUUUUGUCAUUAUUUAUGCAUGCAGUGAUAUUGUUUACAUUUCAGAGGGAGGAAGAGAUACCGAGCUGCUCCAUUUCCAAAGGCGUCUUGUGUUUUUCCUCACAGUGAGCGUUCGCUCGGAAACAAACACGCACAUGAAGGUCGGCACAGCAGGGUUCACGCCGCCGUUCGGCUUUCCGUUUGGCUAACCCUUGACUCUCGGAAAAUCUUUCAAAAAGUAGGAGGAAAUAACCUCCACUUUUCAAUGCCGUUCCGUCUCCAUGGAAACACAAAUUCACAUUGUGCGAUGUCUCAGAGUGAAUCUGAUGCGAAGCCAUGCCGUUAUUGGUGGUGAUCGCUGCUGUGUUGACUCAGACAUGUUGGGAGGGAAGAGAAAAAAGUGUUGAAGCAAGAUUUUUUUUGCUUGUAAGAUUUUUUUUUGUUUUUUUUUAAUUCAAAUUUAACAUUUCCUCUUUUUUUUGUGGUGUUUGAAUAUUAAAUAGACAAGGCCAGUGCCUUCUCUCCACGGACAGCGUGGACGCUCCUUUCCCUUCCUAUUCAGUGACAUAAAACCCAGAGAAGCCCAUUCUGCUGAUGGCUGGAGAAACAUAAUAAGUGGAGGCCUUGCUGAUGCCUGACGCGACUGUUUUUACACAUUUUAACAGAAAAACAAAGGAGAUUGUUGAGCUUUGCUAAAGUUUUCUUUUCUAAAGAUGUUUGGUUUUACAUGUUUCUACGCGGAUCAGGUUCUUUGUAUGUCCUGAACUUUCUUCACUGUCUUCAUUCUUUACUGAACGCGUGUUGGAACAGGGAGCCUCCUAGUGGCAGAGUGAAGAAGCGCAGAUUCACCCUUUCACUUCCUGGCCUGGGCCAGAGGGCCGCAGACAGCAAUACUACCUACAGCCGGACUUUCCUCUGGCCGGGCGUCGUCUGACACGUUGACAGUCGGCCGACUCAUCGAUAGCAAAGGGAAAAGCCGUGCGUCCAGCUGAAGCGCACAGCCGCUGGAGCCACAUAUCACCUGUACCGUAUGUUUACAGUAUGUUACGUUUUCCAGAUACUCCAGCGAAAGUCUUUCCAGAUUUGUCAACCAAAGGGAAAAAAAAAAAAACACACAAAAAACCUUUUGAAAUUGAGAUCUUUAACCAGUAAGGAGCCA
Molecule: messenger RNA, 3997 nt
Organism: Salarias fasciatus (jewelled blenny)
Lineage: Eukaryota; Metazoa; Chordata; Actinopteri; Blenniiformes; Blenniidae
Product: LON peptidase N-terminal domain and RING finger protein 3-like
Exons: 12
Coding region: 96-2228 (710 amino acids)
Molecular function (GO): protein binding; ubiquitin protein ligase activity
Source: RefSeq, a predicted model, not a curated record